UGGCGACAUGACCGGUGAAGAUGGGCGACUGGUGGGGCGGAAGAACGAAGGGGCCUUGAGUGCACCGUACAUGGUGUCGGUUUAUAAGCAGAGAGGAUGCUUAAAUACGGUAUAAGAGGUAGUUAUGGUGGAUGUGAUGUUCUUGUCUACUGGCGCGGUAGGGUAUUGAGACGUGCAGUGCAGUCGGAGCAGGCGACCUGGAUCCGAGGCUAGGAGAGUGCAAUUAUCCCAUAUGGAAGAGCGACGGUUGUCAGGUAGGGCUGUAGGGCAAGAGAGUGCUAAGGUGGCCUGUCUGUGUCAACGAGAAGGAAGCCCAGUGGUCCAGAGAGUAUGUUGCGGAUGUGGGAUGUGUUGCUGCGCCAGGCAGCGAGGAGAGUCUCAUGAAUCGAAAUGCGGGUGCACCGAGGAGAGGGUUGCCGAGGCAGCAGGAGGAGCGAAGGAGAGCCCUUGCGGAGGAAAACUGUCGCCGCGGUAUAUACUGCCCUCAACUUCCCACGCCUCUCGGGCCUUGCGCUGGAUCCGCCUCUCCUUCCUUCCAUCGAUCCACAACCCACCGUCGUCCGCCCGGAUCACUCUUCUCUGCAUUCUCGCCCGCGAAUACAUUGUCGGCGGCGCCCAGUACCCACAUCGGACAUAUCUGUGGCCUCGCCAAAGGCCUCACCUAGCCCCAAUUGCCACUCGCUCCUCGUGCGUCCAGGUGGCCAGGGGUGCAAUGUACCCAUCGAUGACCGCGGUAGUCAUGACGCUUAUGGGGACCUUCGCCAGCCUCGCCUGUCACGCAGGCGCAUCCUCGGCGUACACGGGGUCGGAGCUCGUUGUUCCGGGCGCGCAUAUCAUCAGACCCACUUCCACGAAUGCAAGGUGUCCACGCCCACUUCCCAAUCCUGGACUGGGCUCAUCCCGAUAGUGGCUGUUCUUUCGAUUGGACGGCAGAACGAACGAACGACCGUGCUGUGACACACCCCCGUACACAUCAGUGGCGACCGGCUUCGCCUGCAGA
This is a messenger RNA of Rhodofomes roseus, 1000 nucleotides long. RefSeq lists its product as uncharacterized. NCBI's taxonomy places the organism in Eukaryota, Fungi, Basidiomycota, Agaricomycetes, Polyporales, Fomitopsidaceae. The coding region runs from base 233 to 907 and encodes 224 amino acids. The record is from RefSeq and is a predicted model, not a curated record. The transcript is spliced from 3 exons.